AUGUCAUAUCUUUCACCUUCAAUUGUGUCUUGUUCACAGCUCACCAAACUUGUGAUCAUACGAAACGAACUGGUACCUUAUCGAAAAUUGGUUUUCAUUGAUCUUAGCACUAACAAGUUGGAACGAUUACCGGCCUCGUUUUCAAAACUUACCAAGCUUGAAACCUUGGUAGCAUCCGGAAAUCAGGUGAAAUUUCAUGCUGCAAUUUCACAGACACUUUCAAAAACUUAUUUGCUGGUUUUCUGA
Messenger RNA from Cooperia oncophora, 246 nucleotides. NCBI's taxonomy places the organism in Eukaryota, Metazoa, Nematoda, Chromadorea, Rhabditida, Trichostrongylidae. The record is from the annotation of a GenBank genome assembly.